Molecule: messenger RNA, 5996 nt
Organism: Stylophora pistillata
Lineage: Eukaryota; Metazoa; Cnidaria; Anthozoa; Scleractinia; Pocilloporidae
Biological process (GO): protein phosphorylation; positive regulation of kinase activity; multicellular organism development
Cellular component (GO): signaling receptor complex; plasma membrane
Molecular function (GO): transmembrane receptor protein tyrosine kinase activity; ATP binding; calcium ion binding
Source: RefSeq, a predicted model, not a curated record
UCCAUCGACAACCAUCCCGUAUCUUUAGCGGACGCAAUCAUUAAGAUUUUUUUAUACUUUUCUAAGGUUUCGUCCACUUCCUUGUGCAAGAUCGAACGAAAUGAUGGCAGCAAAGAUUUAUACAGUCGGAUUUUUCUUGUUGCUCGCCGCUCGAAGAAGCUUCCAAGUCUCAGUUAGUCACAGAGGUAAAGAAUUCGUCUUGAGUUUUAUGCCUCAACAUCCGAUUCGCCUCUUUUCUGGAAACAAUGUACUGUACAUAUCCAGCUUUGAGGAUGGCCUGGUACGAGUCCAUGUGCCUUCUCUCACGGAAUUUCCAGAGAAGUCGUACCCUUUGUCAGCUGGAGGGUCGACAAUCGUUAAACUGUCGGGAGGUGUACGUACGAAUUGCAACUCAGGAUCAGAGAUAAAAAAGGGUAUCCGAAUUACGGCCGCUAAGCCCAUAUCUGUACAGGGAUUGGUGGAUGCGACCCCAGAUGUGGAAGGGUUUCUUGGGUUACCUGUGGAUGCUCUUGGUACGUUUUACAUAGCAGCGACGUAUCACCCUGUAAUCAAUGCUAUAAUUCAGGUCGUAGCGACGACGGAUGACACGAAUGUAACGAUCACAUUACGAACAAAAGGUAGAGUUCAGUAUGAGGAUAAAUGGUAUGGAAACGGUGCCGUCUUAAGCGAAAAUCUAAAUUAUUUAGAUGUGUUUCAAAUUCUGGCUGACCAAGAUCUCACCGGCACCAUUAUUAGGUCGACGAAGCCAAUUGCAGUAUUCACUGGGAAUGACUGCACCAUGGUGCCUGAAAAUCAGCUACCAUGCAAUCACCUGGUGGAGCAAAUACCCCCGGUAUCCCUCUGGGGAAAAGUUUUUGUUACCAACCCCACGCCAUGGGGAGACGAAUUUCACGUAGUAGCCGCGAAUCAAAAUACCGCAGUUUUUGUUGAUUCUCAAAACAAAGGGUCAUUAAACGAAGGAGAGAAAUAUAAGAUCGAUGCAUCAUGGGAGAAGUCCUUGGUGAUCAGUACUUCUCAACCGAGCCUUGUGAUGCAAUACUCCAAAACAGGAAAUAGCCCUUCGAUGAAUGUGGUACCUCCAGUACAAUGGUUCACUAACGACUACACAGUUCAUGUUUCUCAAGAUGGACAGGGAAAUACUUUCAAUUGCUCUGUAAAUAUCAUUAUUGACACUAGUUUACGAAGCGAUCUUCGUGUUAAGGAUGCAGACAGUGUUAUCAAGAACUGGAUUGCGAUUCCUGGCUCUGGGGGGUUCUCAAGUGCUUCGAUUCAAUUGACCAGUAAUGGUACCUACCAUGUGUACCACGUGAACUCGCUGACAACUUUUUCUGCGGUUUUUUAUGGAACGAAUCGCAAUGGAAGAUUGUUUGCUAUGCCAGCUGGUAUGAAAAUGCAGCGGCAGGCAGUGAACAAUUCUUGUAUACAAACAAACACUGUGGGUGGGGACAACAUUGACAAUGAUUGUGAUGGUGUCACGGAUGAAGAAUUAAAGAAUUACGUUGACGAUGAUCAAGAUGGUAGAGUCGACGAAGAUUUAGUCACGCCAGUGCCUACAAUAACCACACCCAAAGAUUACGUCACAACAUUAUGCCAUAGAUCAUCGAGUGUGUCCAACCUUGAGAAUGCAACGGGCUCAGCUCACGGCGUAUGUAGAAUUCGUGGGGGAACCAAAAUCGGGCAUAAGGAUAGCAUUGUGAGAAAUGAUGCGUGUGGGCGCAUAUUUGACAGAGUUUGGAUUUUAAGAGAUUCUUGUGAUAAUACUGUCACGGGCAUCCAGCGUAUAACGAUACAUAACCCAGAAGAUCCGAAAAUAAUCUUUCCGAAAGAUAUCGUCUUCACUUGUAGGGAGAAGAAAUAUUUAGAUCCGAAGUUUGUCGGACAGGUUUCAGUCUCUAGUGUUACAAACGUGUGUCCGAGGAAUGUGACGAUAACCUACCUUGACAGAAACAAAGGUGACUGCUCAAAUUCAAACAGGGAGGGGAGACUGGAACGAAUUUGGACUGUAAAAGACAAAUGUAAAGGGAGUCAAACAAGGAAACAAGUUAUCAUCCUUUUGCCAAAAGAAUUUAGAAGAACAACUAACUAUGUUGUGUCAUUCAAAAUAACGAAUGAAAUGUUUUCGGCCGAACUUCGAGACAUGGAAUCUGCUUCCUUCAAAUCCCUAUCAAGAGGUUUGGAAAUUGAGCUGGAAACAACAUUCAUUCAGUCGAAAUCAAUACUUGGAGAAUUGUUUGUAGCUGCUACCGUUCUUGAUUUCAACAAUGGUAGCGUUAUUCCAAGACUGCUCAUUAAAAUCGAUGCACAGGCUCAAAUUAGUCAGCGCCAGUUGGUCGACUUCAUGAACGAAACUCUGAGAAGUGGCAUGCUGGGAAAGUACCACGUGGACCCCACUUCACUGGAGUCAACAGACUUUGACGAGUGCCAAGCUUCCAAUCUCAACGAAUGUCACGAAUACGCUAAAUGUACCAACACUCUUGGUUCAUAUAAUUGUUCUUGCCUGAAAGGAUUCGUUGGGAACGGUGUCCUUUGUCAAGCACCACCUUCAAUCAACUACGUUGAUCCAGCGAUCGAAAUUGGCACCGAAGAAAACGUGACACUUGCUUGUCACGCUGAAGGUCUUCCAGAACCAACGAUCACUUGGGUCACACCAGACGAACAAGUUGUGACCGCAGCAAAUGAAACUUUGGAGACAACGACCCUUGACGAUGGAAGUAAAUUUGUGCGAGGAAAAAAGAUGCUACAAGAUGGUUCGUUAUUGAUCUACAACACCCGUGAUAACGAUGACGGUAUUUACAAAUGCAUCGCUAAGAAUGUCGUGGGAACGGAUGAAAAAAGUGUCAACGUUACAGUGAGAGAUGACCUUGUGGGAGUCGAUGCCGCUAUUACCAUUGAGGAUGAAAUAUUUGACCAAGACUUAGAAAACAAAUCCUCAACGAGAUACCAGACAUUAGAGCAGCAAGUGAAGCAGGAGUUAACUACCCUGUUCCAGGAUAUCGAAGGAUUCGAAGAAGUCAUCAUUCUUGGAUUUGUGAAUGGAAGCGUAAAAGUAGAAUUCCGUGUUGUUGUGACUGUGAAACCUGAGGAAAAAAAGUCAACGGUUAUUGCAAACAAAGUUGGUAAAACCCUGAUUGCCGGUGUGCAAAGUGGUCAGAUUGGCAGCUUUAAAGUAAAGAAAAAGGUCGAGCUACGAGAACGUCCUCCGCCACCUAAAGACGUCCAAGCGAGUAAUGUUGAACAAACUGAGGCCGUCAUAACCUGGUCGCAUCCAGAACUUUAUCAGAUGUACUCCAUUAGUGGAUACUCGUUACAAAUCAGAAAAUUUAGAACAGAAAAAUGGAUCCAUUUUACAUCUACUCCGGGCGAAAAUCACAGGAUAACCAACCUCGAUCCCGACACUGCUUACUUUGUGAGGUUGAAGUCGGAAAACGAAUAUGGAAUGGGUGAACCCAGUGUUAAUGGAGAACUAAAAACUGAAAAAGGAAAAAAUGUCGCGAAAUUAGCAUUAGCCAUUGUGAUCCCGUUGGUGCUGACUAUAAUACUGUUAAUUGUGGCAGUAUCUAUCUACAGAAGAUUGAAAAAGAAAGGACAAGGGACGGGAUUUUUAAACGAUGGCGAACAAGUACCAAUGAAUCCUGUAUCACCAGAUACGCAAAAUCAUUCGGAAGCUGAAAAUGGACGAUUCACGACUUCCACUUUUGGUAGAGAUCGCUAUGCUCUCGUCCCUGGUCAAGCACCCAACAACGCAGCCGCACCAAUCGAUAUCGAAGCCUCGUUUGCGUGGCGUGAAAUACCACGUGAUCGUAUCACUCUUGGCAAAGUUCUUGGAGAAGGCGAAUUUGGAAUGGUCGUCAGGGGAGAGUUGACUGAAGAUGACGGGAAUGUAAUUACUUGUGCUGUUAAAAAGUUAAAACGUACUGCCACGGAAAGUGACCUCAAAGAUUUGUUGAAUGAACUGGAAAUUAUGACAUCAGUUGGUGAACACCCCAAUCUGGUCAACCUUAUCGGCGCAUGCUCAGCCUCAGGACCUUUGUUGAUCGUCGUAGAAUUUGCCGAACACGGGAAUCUAUUACGUCAUCUUCGGGAUCACCGAAAGGAAAAUUACGAGGACAUGAACGAGUAUAGCUUAGAGAUAAGCUCCGCGGAGAGACUGAGGAUAGCGUCUGACGUAAGCAGUGGGAUGAAACAUCUUGCCGCUAUGAAGUGUGCGCACAGAGACUUGGCGGCGAGAAAUAUUCUUCUUGGAGAGGGAAUGGUGGCCAAAGUGUCAGAUUUUGGUCUGUCACGUGACAUCUACACGGACAAUGUGUAUGCGAAAACAACCGGGGGCAAACUUCCGGCUAAGUGGAUGGCUAUUGAAUCUCUGGAGCAAGGACUUUACACAAGUCAAAGUGACGUUUGGUCGUUUGGUGUCCUGCUAUGGGAAAUUGAAACUGGAGGUUGUGCUCCAUAUGCCGGUAUUGCUUCGGGCGAAUUGUUGCCCAAACUUAAAGCAGGCCAUCGUUUGGAAAAGCCUCGUUACUGCACUGAUUGGCUUUAUGCGAUGAUGCUUCGUUGCUGGAAUGCAAAUCCUAAGGCGAGACCAGGGUUUGGGGACCUGAGUGACGAACUUCAUCGAAUACUCCAACAAGAAUCAGAAUAUUUGACUCCAGAGGACUACAGAGAAGAUUCAAGCUACGUUAACACUUGAGGAGAAAACAUGUCGGCUUAAUUAAGUCUGCUCUAGAGUUGGAGUCUCCGACGCUUGAAAUUUUCUCGUUCCUAACUUAGCAGUAGGCUAAUUCUAUCUUGAAAUCAUCUAUAGGGCAUUGAGAGAAUGGUUAUUUUAUUCUCAGGCUCUAGAAGCUGAUUUAUUUUUAAACAUAUUGGUUCAUGUUGCAAUGAUGUCGGUGAAAUACGCAGCCAUUUUUCACCAAAGGGCGUUGCUUUUCUUCAAGAAUUUAAGAUAGGGUUCCCACGAUCUGUCCUAAAAUUGUUUACUACAUAAACCUCAUCCUAAGUAAUUUUAAGUUUGUUCUUGCUAUGCAUGAAGCAGUCGAACUUUAAUGUGCGCUUAUGAUCUAACUCAGCUACCUUCGCAAAUGCGUUAGUUUACUUGUCACAUUAUCAAAGCUAAGGAAUCAUCAGAUGGAACCAAUGAGAGGUCAAAGAGAAAGCAUGUGAACGGCUUCAACCGCGGGAAAAUUAAUGCACCUGAUUGGCUAAGAAGGUGAUGCGAGUAAACGGCUUCAACCGCAAUAAAAAUAACAGAAGUGGCGAAGUCAUGACCAGUUUUAACUUUGCAAGUUUUCUAGAUCAAUCAAAGACAGAAGUAGUUUUUUUUAAAAAAAAUUCAAUUUCUUACUAUUUUCGUUACUAAAGUAAAAAUUUCUGUUGCGUCCCAUUCCUUAUCUAGUGCCUCAUUACUUAUUAUUAAUCAGGGAAAUUUCAAAUGAAAGUAAUGAGUUAAAGAAAGGAGACAAAUUUGCGUAGGGUACGUGAUCUCUAUUGAAAUCAGUUUGAUAUCGAGUCAUAUGUAUUUUUCUACAAUAACAGAACAAUGCACACAGGUUCAUUUUAUUUACUGCUUCGACUGAUGUAACGAAAGGAAUAGUUGGCCCUUUGAAGGCCCCUUGGAGUGAUCAGCAUCUAAUUUCUCUUUAUAUUCUCGCUACUGAAUCACACUUUGAAGUCAUGAGAAAAGAAAUGAUCACCAAUCAAGGAAACUCUUGAUUGAUAAGAGAAAUCUCUUUCUCAGUUCAAUAGCAAAUGUAAAGAGAACAGUUUGGAGAAUAUGCAUACUGAUGUUAGGGUGUAAAGGAUAACAGGAAAACGUACCUGUGACUUAAAUAGUUCAGUUUUGGUAAUUCAGUAGUUUUAUACUACGAUUAUGAAAAUUUUGUCUCGGAAAGGAUUAAAUUUAUAUGAUAAACAUAUGUAUUAAGCUAUAAGGCAUAGCUUUAUUUCGAAUAAUUGUAAAAAAAAAUUAAUUGUCCUUAGAGACAAUUUUUUGGCGUACA